This is a messenger RNA of Penicillium odoratum, 1665 nucleotides long. Its product is annotated as DHHC family palmitoyltransferase. Gene Ontology annotation, cellular component: endoplasmic reticulum; Golgi apparatus. The transcript is spliced from 2 exons. The record is from RefSeq and is a predicted model, not a curated record. The coding region runs from base 1 to 1665 and encodes 554 amino acids. Gene Ontology annotation, biological process: peptidyl-L-cysteine S-palmitoylation; protein targeting to membrane. NCBI's taxonomy places the organism in Eukaryota, Fungi, Ascomycota, Eurotiomycetes, Eurotiales, Aspergillaceae. Gene Ontology annotation, molecular function: protein-cysteine S-palmitoyltransferase activity.
AUGGCCACCUUGGCCUCGUCUCCCCCGACCUCGCCGUCAUGGCCGAAACGGCGCUCACGAGCUUGGAUGCUCCGAUGUGAACGAUACUGUUGUGCAGCUGCCAGCUGUUUCCCGCUUGCGUUUGUGUAUGGACUUACGACUUGGGCGGUUUUUGUGGAGGCUAGUCUUGGGUUAAAAGGGUCGCAGAGUAAAUGGAUUGGUCUCCCAAGUACAUUACUCGGACUCCUGUUAUACAUCGCACUUAACGCUUCGUAUACAUUUGCCGUCUUCACCGAUCCGGGAUCUCCGUUGUCAACGCGCCGAGGAAAUGACCGACACAAUUAUAGUGCGCUGCCGGUCACUGAAUUUGAAUUUCCAGAAUUCACAUCGUACACGGUCAGCUCUACAGGUGGAUCACGAUACUGCAAGAAAUGCCAGUGCCCCAAACCGGAUCGAGCGCAUCACUGCUCAACAUGUAAGCGCUGCGUGCUCAAAAUGGACCACCACUGUCCCUGGCUGGCAACAUGUGUCGGGUUGCAUAAUUACAAAGCUUUCCUGCUCUUUCUGAUCUACACCUCAUUGUUUUGCUGGGUAUGCUUCGCUGUGGCAGGCACGUGGACCUGGCAGGAAGUCCUCAACGAUACAGUGUACAUGGACAAUUUCCUGCCGGUCAACGUCGUCUUGCUAGCUAUUCUAGGUGGAAUAAUCGGCCUGGUUUUGAGCGGGUUUACCGCAUGGCACAUCAGUCUCGCAGUGCGCGGGGUGACAACUAUUGAAUGUCUAGAGAAGACGCGAUAUGUCUCACCGCUACGCAAAGCGCUCGAGCGACGAUUCGACAACGAAUCUGGACCCAACGGUUCAAAUGACUUAUCACAAGACAGUCUCAGCCACCGGCUUCAGGGAUACGGGAAUCAAAUCAUCGAUGCGCACGCUAAUGCUAUUCCGGGCGUGACCCGUGCGGAAGAAGGCGAAGAGCGCCUAUCGCCCGCGCCCUAUGGUCCAGGCCAGGGUCCGAACUUGCACAAUUCAAACAAUUUCACUCCCGCCCAGCAGGCUCUUUCCCGCUCCUAUGCGGAUAUGGAGCGUCAACGCGAACACGACCGGUACCAGGAUUAUCUCAACGAAGAAGAUAGCGAGAAGACACCCAGCGCAUUCGAUCACGGCUGGCGCAAGAAUCUCGAACACCUCUUCGGUGACCGCCCCCUCCUCUGGGCUAUUCCUAUAUGCACAACCACCGGCGACGGGUGGCGCUGGGAACCGAGCCCCCGUUUCCUCGAAGCCCGCGAACGGCUUCGUCUCCAACGUGCGCAGGAAGCAUACGACGAACAGCAGUACUACCGUGACCUAUACCAACGGAAUAUGGAUAACAGCCACGCCUGGAUCGGCGGAGCUAGCGCUGGCGCUGGCACUGGAAAUGGUGGUGGUAAUGGCGUCGCCGGUGCUGGAACCAGCAUGUCACCAGCCCAACCCAGCUGGAUCGCCAAUCGGAACCGACAGGAACCACAUGAACGUCCCCCAACAAGCGUCUCGAUGCAGACCCUCGCGCCCGCAUCUCCACGGCCCCGGCCAGGCGAUAGUGAUUAUGAAGAUGAGCCAGAUAUCGAGAGUAAUGGACUUUUGGAUCCAGAGACUGCGUCUCGUCCUGCGCGUGCGCGGGAUACGGAUGAGUGGCGAGAUUGGGAAUGA